UUAUCGCGCUGGCACGCAAUUGACUCCCCCCCAGAAUGCACCGCGUAGCCCAUUGAGGAUGCAGGGAAACGGGCGCACAGUGCGGUUUUGAUAGGAUUCCCAUCUCCUCUAACGGAUCUCUGCCGGUGGUAUUCGGGAAUUCAUCCGUAGCUGCGUUGUAAUUCACGUCCCUAUAUAAUGAGCGUUUAGCUAGCUAGUAAAUCGGUAUUUACCGUUCGCUUUUAAAAGCUCCUUCUGUGAAGAAAAACAAAUAUAUAUAUAUAUUUUGUCAUUAUGGAUGUUUGGAGAACGUUUCGUCCGUCCCACAACCUGUUUUGGUCCGCUUUCGUGGCGUAAAAGUUGUUGGUGUUAUUGUAGCCAGCUCCGAAAGGGUCGGUGGCUUUUCCAGACAAAUCUCAGCCUUUCCUUUUGACUCUUGGACGGCAGGAGUGGAGCAGUUUAUUCCUGGGACUCGGCCUAGUCUAGUAACGUAUCUCACCAAUCUCCAAAGCCUCCAAAAUGUCGAUUUUAGGAUUAAAAAAGAAACAACCAAAGACUUUUAAGGUCAAAGUCAUCACUAUGGAUGCUGAAAUGGAGUUUAGCUGUGAGGUGAAAUGGAAAGGGAAGGAUCUGUUUGAUCUGGUGUGUCGGACAGUGGGUCUGAGGGAAACCUGGUUCUUUGGGCUCCGGUACACAGUGAAGGACACCUAUGCAUGGCUGAAGACAGAGAAACGGGUCUUGGAUCAAGAGGUCCCUAAAGACUCACCGAUAACGUUUCACUUCCUGGCCAAGUUCUUCCCAGAGAAGGUAGAAGAGGAGCUGGUGCAGGAAAUCACACAACACCUCUUCUUUCUGCAGGUGAAAAAGCAAAUAUUAGACGAGGAAAUUUUCUGUUCUCCUGAAGCCUCUGUCCUGUUGGCGUCGUACGCUGUUCAAGCCAAGUAUGGGGACUAUGAACCAAACUUUCACAAGCCGGGGUUCUUAGCCCAGGAUGAGCUCCUACCUAAAAGAGUUCUGAUGCAGUACCAGAUGACUGCAGACAUGUGGGAGGAGAAGAUCACAGCCUGGUACGCAGAGCACAGAGGCAUCGCCAGGGAUGAGGCUGAGAUGGACUACCUGAAGAUAGCUCAGGACCUGGACAUGUAUGGAGUCAGCUACUUUGCCAUCACUCAAAAUAAACGAGACACAGACCUGCUACUGGGUGUCGAUGCCCAGGGCCUUCAUAUUUACAGCCCCAACAGCAAACUGAACCCCAACAAGUCUUUCCCCUGGAGCGGCAUCCGCAACAUCUCCUACAGCGAGAAGGAGGUAACCACGUUCACAAUAAAACCUCUGGACAAGAAGAAGGAUGUUUUCAAAUUCUACUCCUCCCAACUGAGAGUCAACAAACUGAUCCUGCAGCUGUGUAUUGGGAACCAUGACCUGUUCAUGAGGAGGAGGAAGGUGGACUCCAUCGAGGUUCAGCAGAUGAAGUCUCAGGCCAAGGAGGAGAAGGCUCGCAAGAAGGUGGAGCGUCAGAUCCUUGCACGGGAGAAGCAAAUGAGGGAGGAGGCAGAGCGAGCGAAGGAGGAGAUGGAGAGACGGCUGUUCCAGCUGCAGGACGAGGCACGGCUGGCAAAUGAGGCGCUGUUGCGUUCAGAGGAGACUGCAGAUCUGCUGGCGGAGAAGGCCCAGAUCGCCGAGGAGGAAGCCAAGCUGUUGGCCCACAAGGCUGCCGAGGCGGAGCAGGAGAGACAAAGGAUAGAGGCUACCGCCCUCAAGACCAAGGAGGAGAAGAGACUGAUGGAGCAGAAGAUGAGAGAGGCAGAGCAGCUGGCUGUCAAACUGGUGGAGCAGUCAGAGAGGAGGUCGAAGGAGGCGGACCAUCUGAAGCAGGACCUUACAGAGGCCAAGGAUGCUGAGAGGAGAGCCAAGCAGAAACUCCUGGAGAUCACCAAGACAUCUUAUCCGCUCAUAGCGGCCUACUCCACCCCCCCUCCUCCCCCAGAGGGAGGAGACCAAGCUCUGGGAUCCGGAUCAAUGCGCAUCGACUUUAAAGACUCUGAUAUGAAGAGACUGUCAAUGGAGAUAGAAAGGGAGAGACUAGAGUACGUGGAGAAGAGUAAACACCUGCAGGACCAGCUGAAGGAGCUGAAGUCUGAGAUUGAGUCUCUGAAGUUGGAGGAGCAGCAGCAGCAGGCUGGGGUCUACAGCCUCCGCAACGAGGCCCGCGGCUACCCCCCUGAACCACCCUACAUGCCCCAUAGUAAUAGAAACUCUGCCUACAUGGCUCAGAUGGCUUUUUUUGAGGAAGUGUGAUCCAACUGCCAUUGGAUGAAACAGGGGGUAGGCUAAAUGCCAUUGGAAGACACACAGGGAGGCGGGACAUUGGUUGUGACUCUUGUUCCUUAAUGCCAAGAUAUGCCUACUUCAUCUUUCUAUGUUUUGUGCCUGAUAAAAGGAGCACACUCUCACUCACACACACACACACACACACACACACUCCCAGUGACACUCCAGAAAGGACUGUGCUUUGGAAAGAUUUGUAUUCCUCAGAUGACACACACCACAACACUACAAGUUAUCCGUUCUGUUUUAUUUGAUGCAGCCCUAGUCACACUGCCUGUGGGCGUAUAUUAUCACAGACGGUGCUGUGUGCAUGUUCUGCGGAUGUAUUUUACUUCAAUGUUUGGUUUUUAAAGGGAUGCCUGGUAGAGUGUGAUAGAGAUUUGACUGAGGUAGUUUAUCCUAUAUGACUGACUCUACACUACAGUGUGCCUUUAGGAGAAUAUACUCUCGCAGCGACCAGGAUCAUGUCUGUCAAGCCACCAGGCUUCAGGUGUGAUACCUUGCCUUCGCUGAAUAAUGUCUUACUCUACUCAGUCGUUUUGUUGUAGCAUGGUCGAACUGAUCUUCUCCAGAGCAACAUGUGUCCUGCAUCACAUUAUGCCUCCUAACCAUUGUCAAUUCAAACUGUCAUUUCAACGGUUUUAUGUUUUUAGUAUUUUAGACUGUUGACGUGCCUUUAACUUUGCUUUUUAAAACGUUUUCUUCACGUUACGAACAUUAAAUAUGCAAUCCCUCGUUCACUAGUUCCUGUUAUGGAGCAUCCCAAAAGGCACCCUACUCCCUAUUUAGUGCACUGCCUUUGACCAGUGCCCUAUUUAGUUCAUUUAUGGUGACAUUUGGGACAAUGACCUGCCUGGAUUGUCAAACACCUCUGUUUAGCUCCAACACCUCUGGGGUGGGUUUAGCUCCAACACCUCUGGGGUGGGUUUAGCUCCAACACCUCUGGGGUGGGUUUAGCUCCAACACCUCUGGGGUGGGUUUAGCUCCAACACCUCUGGGGUGGGUUUAGCUCCAACACCUCUGGGGUGGGUUUAGCUCCAACACCUCUGGGGUGGGUUUAGCAGGCAGACAAGCCCACUUCUCUUCUGAUUUCUACGACAUCUUGUUAGUGCUUAGCUCAGAGGAAGGUUCCAUCUAGAAAAGUAGGGAAGACAUUCUGUAUAUGGAGGAGGAGAAGAGGGAGACAGAAGGUGGUUUGUGCUUGUGAAGGAAGUAGAUUUUAGAUGUAAUAACUCAUGGUUAAGGGUUGGGGUCAAUUCUAUUUCACAGAAAUGAUCUGAAAUUAACAGACUAUAUAAUAAGAUUAUAAUGCCUAUUUGCUGAGUUGAAAUGGUCUGGACCCAACCUUUGUUGUGUUUUUAGAAUGGGAACCAUGUCUUAAAUGGCCAGAUAUCCUAACUAACAGAACACUGCUUGGCAGAUUAUGCAACAUUUUUAAGGUUGGGGGUUGGUUUGGCAAUUUUGUGGGUGCAGACACCUGCACGUACAGAGACACACAGCCAUGUAUUCAAACCAUGUGUCAAUAUCACAUUUAAACCCUACAUUUUAUUAGUCAUUUUUAUUGUAACAUAAAUUAUUGUUAGAUCUGUUUUACAGAAGUUUCCUGUAACCGAUGUCAGGUUUGAAUCGAAACUGUUGUUUUGGAUGGCAGGAUAUCACACACGCACUCUCAGCAUAAGUGUUGUGUACAUGUGUUUUUCAUUUCUGAUGGUUAUACCUAUGUAUGUGUGUAGAAUAGUGUUGUUGGGUUUUAUAAUGUUGUUUAUCUUACUGUUGUUGACUUUUUCCAUCCUCUCCCCCCUAUCCUCCUUUCCCUCUCUCGCACUCCUCCUUUUUCAUGUGUUCAUCGGCUUUAAAGGGCUUAAGUGUCACAUCAGUUUGUUUUUAACUGUUUGUUUUAAUAGAUGACCUCAGAACUGUUUCAUAUCUAUAGGUUUACUGUAAUCACCCAAAUCUGUCCCAAGUGGCACCCUAUUCCCUAUAUAGUGCACUACGUUUGACCCGGGCCAGCAUCAGGCUCGGGUCAAAAGUAGUGUUCUAUACAAGGGGGAAUAGAGUUCCAUUUGGGACACAGACACUAUAUGGCUGUCUCUCAACACUCUGUCGUUGCCUCCUUUCCUUUUUAGAGUGCGGCAAGUAACCUUGCGGUUAGUUAGGCCAGUAAACAGCCGAAGAGGUCGCUGAUUCGAGUACCUGAGCCGACAAGGUGAAACAUUUGUCAAUGUGCCCUUGAGCUCCAGGGGCGCCGUACUACUAUGGCUGACCUUGUAAAACACUACACUGGACUGUGUUUUUCUUCUUCACAACCUUGAUUCCGUUCCUUCAUUGCCGCUAGUCGAUUUAUAGAGGUGUAGAGGUUUCCUCUGUGUAGAGGUUUCCUCUGUGUAGAGGUUUCCUCUGUGUAGAGGUGUCCUCUGUGUAGAGGUGUCCUCUGUGUAGAGGUGUCCUCUGUGUAGAGGUGUCCUCUGUGUAGAGGUGUCCUCUGUGUAGAGGUGUCCUCUGUGUAGAGGUGUCCUCUGUGUAGAGGUGUCCUCUGUGUAGAGGUGUCCUCUGUGUAGAGGUGUCCUCUGUGUAGAGGUGUCCUCUGUGUAGAGGUGUCCUCUGUGUAGAGGUGUCCUCUGUGUAGAGGUGUCCUCUGUGUAGAGGUGUCCUCCGUGUAGAGGUGUCCUCCGUGUAGAGGUCUCCUAUCAUGCCCUGCCAGAUCAGUGGCCAUAGAGGAAAGGACACAAGGGAAGGAAGCUAGUUAACACUAUUAAGACACAGCCAGGUAGGGACAUGCCAAACAAAAGCUAGUCACAAUGUCUGAUUUCCGAGAUGAAGUGUUUUGAGUGCUGUUUUUUUUUUUUUUUUGUCAUAAGAGAAUCAAUGCUGUCAAAGGGCUUGGCUGUUGCUUAUUAAAACAAAUAUACAUUAGCA
Oncorhynchus keta (chum salmon) is the source of this 5223-nucleotide messenger RNA. It is a transcript of the gene nf2b, whose product is annotated as NF2, moesin-ezrin-radixin like (MERLIN) tumor suppressor b. NCBI's taxonomy places the organism in Eukaryota, Metazoa, Chordata, Actinopteri, Salmoniformes, Salmonidae. Gene Ontology annotation, molecular function: actin binding; cell adhesion molecule binding. Gene Ontology annotation, biological process: positive regulation of early endosome to late endosome transport; positive regulation of protein localization to early endosome; regulation of organelle assembly. Gene Ontology annotation, cellular component: adherens junction; filopodium; plasma membrane. The record is from RefSeq and is a predicted model, not a curated record. Bases 499 to 2277 code for a protein of 592 amino acids. The transcript is spliced from 17 exons.